Messenger RNA from Linum trigynum, 1432 nucleotides. Lineage: Eukaryota; Viridiplantae; Streptophyta; Magnoliopsida; Malpighiales; Linaceae. The record is from the annotation of a GenBank genome assembly.
UGUAUGAUUUAGAGAAUAAUUAGUGGUACGAUAUAGUACAACAAAUAAUAAUUUUAUAUCAUGUGAUACAUGUAUAAAUAUAAUUUGCAUAGCAAAUCAUAAAAAAAGCUAGACGUUGUGGAAAUAUAAUGCAGCUAAAUGAGAGAGUUUCUCAAAUACAAAAUGUUAACUCCUGUAUAAUAUUAAGUGAAAAUUUUUUGAAUGUAAAGGGCUGAAGAUAUUGGUUACUGACCUAUAAGUAACUAAAUUUAGAUCUUUAGAUCUAGGUGGGCUUGAAAAUCCAGAUUUAAUGGUUGUGAAUUACAAAUAUGUUAUUUUCUCUAGUUUUCUUAAUUGACUCUUAUCUUUUUCGUUCUAACUUGGAUUUCAUUUUUUUUUCCCCACAGAUGGAAUGAGUUCGUUCUGCUCUACAAAAUAAGAUCAAUUUUCAAUAUUUUUUUAGAAAUGUUUUUCAUACCUCCAGUUACCAACUCCAUACCAUAUGAUAACUUCUUCGUUUUUAAGUUUUUUUUUAUAAAAAAAAUAUUUGCUCAGAAGGAACGACUUCAUCAUGAUCUGUUGGAUCUACAAAUUUAUGGGUGAAAAAAAUACAUACCAAAAAAUUAUCAUACUUUACCACUCUGGUAUGGGGGUGGUAACUUGUGGUAACUUAUGAUAAACAAUAAUGAAAGUUGUAAAUGACAGUUAGUAUACUCCUACUAUCAUGUAUUCAACCUUCCUAUAGUCUUGGUAUGUUCGUACCAUCAUGAUACACUUGUUUUACCAUAUGGUGUGCUCGUAUUUAAUACCAGUUGAAGAAUAAAAAAAAUGUGGAGAGAUGCUCUUGCCUCUCUCCUGGAAAUCUACCGCUUCGUCGGUCGCCUCCUCCUAUCGUUCUUCGUGGCAAUAUUGCAGGCGGCCAUUGCUAAUCAAGUUGGGACAAAAGGAUACAGAACCACCGCCGCUCACGUCGGCAGCCAAUUCUCCGACAAUAUCACGGUGGCGAAAUCAACUCGUGUACCCUCUCCGGGAUUUCGCUCGGGCGCUAAUCAGGCUGUGGCUCGCAAACUGGGAUGCUCAUCCUCCUAUGAUGGAGAACCGGACUCCGACCAACAGCAAACCAAGAAACAACAGGCCUUUCGUAUGACAGCAUGGAGGUUCAAAUUGCCCUCAGCAAGUGAAAUGGAGUGGAUGGAAGAGACCAUACAAGAUAAAAAUGUGAUUGGCGAAGCUGACUUCAGACGCACUUUGUGCAAAUCCAUUCAGUUUGAACUCAGACCCUGAUGUGGGGCGAGUUCCCUGUCAAAUUCCUUUGGGAUGGUAUUGCCAGAAGUGAAUCGUCAGUUCCGGCCGAUGCCGCCUGCCAUGCCGCCGCGGCUGCUGGUGUCUAUGCUAGCCAUCAUCAUCACUAUGUUUCAUUCUUCAUCCCUCCAAAAAAAAUUACUUCAAAACA